Molecule: messenger RNA, 780 nt
Organism: Cinara cedri
Lineage: Eukaryota; Metazoa; Arthropoda; Insecta; Hemiptera; Aphididae
Source: the annotation of a GenBank genome assembly
AUGUCGUACAAUUACAAUCUGUUGGUGGAGCUAUACAAAAAAGAAAAACAAUUCCAAAAGGUUUACACGGAAUUUCGGCCGAAUUUAAAAGGUUAGUACCGAGUCGAUGUUUUCGAUAAAACGUGUAGCCGAUUAGUGACGGACGACUACGUUUUCCAGUGUCACCGGUAACCGGGAAGUUCUACGCCCGUCACGAAGCGAACGCCAACCAAGGCGAACCGAAUUAUCAUUACGUGAAACUAUUGGCACAGGUCAAAUCGCUAGGACCGAAAAACAAAUUUCCUUCUCCGGUGACCGAAAAUCAAAGGUAAAUAGUAACUUUUUUUUGUUAUAUUUGGCCUUCUGGAAUCGAUUUCUUAUUACUGUUAUAUUCCGUCGAAUACACGUGCUUUAAAAUUAAACGGUAAACGGUAAUACAUAUAAUUCAGUUCAAUAAUUUUAAAAUGAUAAAAAAAAUGUAUAUACGCCGUCAUAAUAAACGUACACUAUAAUUGAUAAUCAUACAUUUUGUUGUGUCUUGAGUUUCUUGUUGUUGUUUUUUUAUUUUUAUGUAAAAUAUCGGUAAUAAUGAUAUUGAUUCGCGACGGUUUUUUUUUUCAGGUACGGUUGGUACGAAACGACAUUGAUUCCGAUGUCAGAAAACCAACUGCACUACCCGCAUAUAGACGCGCCGGAAAUAAAAUUAGACCUCAUAUUAAAAGAGAAUUAUAAAAACGAAGUGCCAUUUACCGGAGUACCGUUUAAAUGAAAUAAACCACGCGAUUAUGGAAUAAAACUGAC